CACUUCAACUCUGUUGAGUGUUUUCGUCUAGGUGGCCACAGGUACUUAAGCGGAUGGCGCGCUGGGGGAUCCAUUCGUGAAUCCUCCUCGCCGACAACAUGAACGCCACACUGACGAUCGCCCUGGCUCUGCUCGCCGCGGCGGCCUGCGCCCAGGCUGCUCCCUCUCACGAGUCCGCGCUCACCAACACCUCGACGAAGGGUACGUGCAACGGUGCAUUCACCCUUCCACCUCAGCCAGAGUCACUGACGAAGCCCGCGCCCUCCACGCUGCCCCCGAAGCUGGCCUGCUACCUCGAAAAAUCGCUCGUGUACGUCGCUGAACUCAACUACUACUGCUGGGCCAAGGCGAAGCUUCUCAUCCACCAGGAACCGAACCUUAUCCUCACCUUCGCCGAUUGCGUGUUCACCGGGAUCAACAACCCAGAAUCAACCGGGUUGGCGCCAGUUUUUGAAUGCUAGCGCAUUAGUGUAUUCAUGAAAAAUAGAUGAAACACAUGUUUAUAAAA
Messenger RNA from Thrips palmi, 508 nucleotides. RefSeq lists its product as uncharacterized. The transcript is spliced from 3 exons. The record is from RefSeq and is a predicted model, not a curated record. The coding region runs from base 99 to 461 and encodes 120 amino acids. NCBI's taxonomy places the organism in Eukaryota, Metazoa, Arthropoda, Insecta, Thysanoptera, Thripidae.